AGCGGCCGCCGGCCCGGAAAGCUGCGGGAUGGGAGAGGAUGGGGAUGGAGAGCGGGAUGGGGAGCAGGGAUGAGGAUGGGAUGGGAACAGGGCGAGGAAGCUCAGCUGAGCGUCCUUUGGACCUUUGGGGAGGUUUCGGCAAUGAUCCCGGAGCUCUUCCCAGAAUGUGAAAUGCUUCUGAGAAGCACCCAGCCGCUUCCAUCAUCAGCGCUGCCGGCGCUGCCGACAUUCCAGUGCCAACAGCACCACCAGCAUCCCUCUGCUCCUUCAUUGUGACCCCACAGUGAAGGGAAAUGAGGAAUGGUAGAAGCCUGUCGGGAGAGAGGAGGCACUUGGAGAAAGGGACAUUCUGCAGGGAAGGAAUGUUUCUAAUCAAAAGGAAAUGAUGAGCCAAUUGCAAAAUUCUCUUUGAGGAGUGUCUGACAAAAGCCACUUCCUUACUGGACAAUAAAAAAGAAAAAAAAAAGAUAAAUGACUCAGUAGAAGUGGAUCUCUGACGAAGCCAAAGAUGCAAUUUCCGACUCCCCCGUGAUUCCACCAAGCUUUGGAAGCAACACCAGGACAGAGCACAGAGAGGAGCUGGCUGGGCAUUUGGAGAGUGGGCAGUGAGGACCUCCUGGUGAGCUGGGCACUUUCUUCUUCAUGUCCCUGACCUGCCAGGAGACGCUUUAGGACAUGGAUCCCUAAGGAGCAAGAGGGACCAGGAAGCGCCGCUGAUCUGCACAGACCCCUUUGCCUGCUGCUGCCCCACAGGGAACAGCAUGAGAAUCCCUCUCCACCGACUUCAUCCUGCUCCAGGUCUGGGUGAGAAUUUGGAAUUUGUUGUCUGAGCCAUCACUCUGGAUUCACUCCUAUUGGUUUGGGGGCCUUCCUGGACCGGCUGGUACUCACUGAGAGAGCCUGGAGAGGCUGGUGGCAAAGCGGGGGGGGUGACAGGGGACAGCACACCCCACAUCCCUCCCUGCAGCCCUAUACAAGAAGCACCCAUUCAUCCCCACCAAAAACUUUUGGGGUGGCAGAAGAGGGGAGGGGAGAGGGUCUUGGGCACAUCCAAACAUGGGGGGCAUGGGUGACAUUGCUGCUGGGAUGGCAUGUCCCUGAGCAAAGUGGGGUGUCACAGCCUGUCCCAUCCAGGUUGCCAUCACUAGGAAAGACAGGAGCUGGGUGCUUCCCCCUCACCCCAGUGCCGGGCACAGAGAGUCCGGCAGGGCACAGCACGGGUGUGACAGCCGGGCUGGCGGUGACAGCGGGGCGAGGGCAGUGAGUCACCGCCACCCCCGUGCCUGCUCCACCCCUGGACUUUGCCUCCCGCGGAUGCUCGGGGCAAUAAACCCCAGGCUCUGAGGCGGGAAUGGGGCCUCGGGGUGGGCACCGGGGUCCCAUCCCUGGGGGAUCUGCACGAGCGGAAUCGGGAUGGGGAGUGGGAUCAGGAGUGGGAUGAGAGAAUGGAGUGUGCCUGAGGCGGUGGGCAGGAGUGCGAGGGAGCGGCACCCAGGCAGGCAGGACACGCAGGUGGCAGCGUGACGCUUGUGCACGGCGCCGGGAGAAGGUCACCUGUGCGCCAGGACACCCGUACGUGUGUCCCGGCCGCUGUCACCGCCGCGGCCACAGCCCUGGGCGGGCGGGCGGGCCCCGCGGGCGGGUGACAGCCGCACCCUGGAGCGGGCGGGCGCUUCCCGCCUGCCCGUCCCCAUCCCUGUCCCCGCCGAGGCCACUCGGGCUCCGUGGCCCCAGCGGACACCCCCAUGCAGCGGGAGCGCGGGGAGCAGAGCCCAGGAGCCCCCGAAACCGAGAUCAAGGCUGUCAUCGUCGGGGAUGGCGGCUGCGGGAAAACGUCGCUGCUGGUGGCCUUCGCCAAAGGGGACUUCCCCAAGGUCUAUGUCCCCACCGUGUUCGAGAAGUACACAGCGUCCCUCCAGGUUGCCGGCAAGCCCGUGAAGAUCCACCUGUGGGACACAGCAGGACAGGAAGACUACGACAGGCUUCGCCCUCUGUCCUACUCAGAUGCCAACGUUGUCCUCAUGUGCUUUGAUGUCACCGACUCCAACAGCUUUGACAACAUCCUAACAAAGUGGUACCCGGAGGUGAACCACUUCUGCAAGGGGGUCCCGGUGCUGCUGGUGGGCUGCAAGACGGACCUGCGGCAGGACCAGGAAGCACUGCAGAAGCUGAAGGACGGGCGGAUAGAGCCCGUCUCCCGCCAGCAGGGAGAGGCCAUGGCCCGGCAGGUCCGUGCCGUGUCCUACAUGGAGUGCUCGGCCAGGUACCAGGAUAACGUCGGGAACAUCUUCGUGACAGCCUGCAAUGCCGCCAUCAGUGCCGCCCGCCGGAGGCAGCGCAAGGCGGGACCCAGGAGGGGCUGCACCAUCCUCUGAGCCCCCCGGCUCGGCACAGCCCCCUCGGACAGCCACUGCUGUCCCCGAGCUCCGACACUCUGCCUCCGCCACCAGAGCGCCGCUGCCACCCGCCCGGCCCGGGGCUGGCACCGCCGGUCACCGCGGGGUGACAGCAGGAAAGCAUUCCUGGCAUGAACUGUCACCCGCCUGCAUCCCAGAGUCCCUUUCCCGCUGGGGAUGCCGCCGGGGAUGUCCCUGUCCCGCCAGGAAUCCAUCCCAGCGUCCCCUGCCAGCCGGGCUCUGGGGACGCAGAACUGAUUUGGGGCUCCCCUUCCCGCUGGCAGGCCAGCGCCGGAGGGGGACCCGGGGUCACUGCAGGGCCAUCUUCUGCCAUUAAAGUGACUCAAAACUCA
This is a messenger RNA of Zonotrichia albicollis (white-throated sparrow), 2749 nucleotides long. The record is from RefSeq and is a predicted model, not a curated record. NCBI's taxonomy places the organism in Eukaryota, Metazoa, Chordata, Aves, Passeriformes, Passerellidae.